CAGUGCUGUCGCGACCCCAUCGCAUCGCAGCGCGGACCAGACGCUCCGCACACUCCGCUCACAUCGAGCGCUCACUGCACUAAAACUAUACAAAACUUCUUAAACACUAAUUAUAGACAUAAACUUAUCGAGAAUACUCUUUAAAUAUAAUAGUUAUAAAAGUUGUUGUUGUUUUAAAAAGUUUCAAAACUUUUUACGCGGACUUAAACUUUUGAAAUUAGUAUUAGUGAACUAUCAUUCUCUUUGGUGAUGUGAAAUGGGUUGGCAUCGCAAGCAGACCCGCGCGGUACCGCGGCCGAUGGUGAGCUGGUGCGCCUGGGCAUGCGCGCUGCUCGCCGCCGCCGCGAGCGCCCAUGCGGAUGUCGACACCUCCACGGGACUUGGAGACAACACUCUGACUAAUUCAGUGGUGGAGGAGCCCGAGUUCACGGACGUGAUCCAGAACAUGACGGUGCCGGCCGGCCGGAGCGUGCGGCUGGCGUGCUCCGUCAAAAAUCUCGGAUCUUACAAGGUAGCAUGGAUGCACUUCGAGCAAAGCGCCAUAUUGACCGUGCACAACCACGUGAUCACGCGUAACCCGCGCGUCAGCGUCACGCACGACAAGCAUCGCACGUGGUUCCUGCACAUCUCCGACGUGCGCGAGGAGGACCGCGGCCGCUACAUGUGCCAGAUCAACACUGUCACGGCGAAGACGCAGUUCGGAUACUUGCACGUCGUAGUACCACCGACAAUAGACGACUCGCUAAGUUCAAGCGACGUGAUCGUCCGCGAGGGCGCGAACGUCACGCUGACGUGCCGUGCUAAUGGCUCCCCUAAGCCCACCAUCAAGUGGAAGCGGGACGACAACUCGAAAAUCUCCAUCACUAAAGGACAUUCAGUCUCCGACUGGGAAGGCGAAGUACUGGAGAUGGCGCGCAUCUCUCGGUUGGAUAUGGGCGCCUACUUGUGCAUCGCCAGUAAUGGCGUGCCACCCACCGUGUCCAAGAGGGUUAAAGUCAGCGUUGAUUUCCCUCCAAUGCUAUGGAUUCCUCACCAACUGGUCGGAGCGCCCCUCUACUACAACGUGACCCUGGAAUGCUUCACCGAGGCCCACCCCACAUCCCUGAACUACUGGACUCGCGACGACGGCCACAUGAUUCACGAGAGCGCCAAGUAUCACAUGGAGAAUACCCUCGGCGUCCCGGCGUAUAAAACACAUAUGAGGCUGCUGAUCAGGCAUAUUACUACUGAAGACUAUGGGACGUAUAAAUGCGUGGCCAAGAAUCCGCGGGGAGAGUCGGAUGGAACGAUAAGGCUAUAUACUUCUUCUCCGCCAACCACGACGCCUGACCCGCGGGCCGCAACCGUUCCGCCGCCGUCCAAGCCACCACGCAAAGACACGCCAGUUCUGGACAAAGGUACAAAGUAUCAAUCCAACCUGAACGAGAUCGACAAGGGCAAGCAGAAACCAGAUGAGGGCGGUGGGAAGUCUCACCUCAACUGGGUCGGGGGCGCAUCGCAAGUCACAGGUUAUGCUGAUUGGAGGAGGAGUCAAGCAUGGAUUCUCAUUUUGUUAGUAGUACUAGUAUCUUAUUUCUAAUUGGUUAGUCACCAUUAAAUAAUGCAGUUUUUUGCUGACAUUCCCGUAUUUUAGUCGAGUAUAUAGAUUAUUUUAGUCAUUUACUUAGACUUAACAGAAACAUAUACCACCUUUAAUUUCUAUCAAACAAGAUUAUUUUAUUAGUUACACUAUGAAAAACCUUACGUAUCUCAAAGGUGCGACUUUGUUGUUCAUAUUUCAGUUUUACUACUUCCAUAUGUUUACCGUAUGCAUUAUGACUGCUUGGUUUUUUUUAAUUCAACGAACACAAACCAAAUAUACCUAUAAUAAAAGACAUUUUUUUUGUAUUUACGAAUGUCAUAAAAAUUCCAGAUAAUUUAAAAACAACUAAUAAAUUAUCGUCAAAUCAUCAUAAUUCUGCCCAGAAAUUAAUAAAAGACUGUUUAAACCCUAUAUGACAAAUAUUCAAAACAAAGUAUGGAAUUGCCGAGAUAAACGUCAUAUUUUUACAGAGAUUAGACGUUUAUGAUGCCAUUUUCAACACUUUGUUAUUGCAAAAUCUCUGUAGAGUUAACUCGGUCUGACUCUAUUACCCAAUAAAACUAGUAAAAAUGUUACGAAAUAGUAAUCCUCAAAUGGAAUUCAUACACAAAUGUAAUACGAUAGCUGUGGGAAUAUUGCCAGGAAACUGAAGCAACAAAUAAUACAAUAGGCAGAACUAAUCGAGCGGUAUUUUAUGAGAAAAGUACCAAUACUACGACCUCUUUUCAAUUUGCAAAUGAUAACAUCGGGAACUAUGGAUUACUCCAUGUUGUGCUAGAGCUUAUGGAUUGUCAAAUAUCACUUAAUGUCUUAAAAACAGGUAUCUACUUAGAAUCGUGACUUCUAGAUGGUCAUCAUAUUAUAUACAUUAUCUAUACAAUGGUGUGCUUAAUUUAAACAAAUUUGUUUUACAUAGUGUAAAAACCGUUGUUGUUAAUUAUAAAUGUUUAAACUAUAGUGGACAAACAGUUCCUUGAACUAUAUGUGGAUGUCUCAGACACUGAAUUCAUUCUGACUUAUAACAUGCAUUCUGGUAUAUCUAAUUCGAUACAAUUUACAUAAACUAGAUGUGAACUGAAUGUAGUAUUUGAGACAAAUACGUACCUUUUAAAUUCCUUCUCGGUGUAGCAGAUUUUGUGACCAUGCUAUGGUCGGCGAUAUCAAUGUUUGUUUGUAAUCAGUGAACCUGCACAGUAGCAAAUGUAUCCCAAUAGGUGUUAAACGUUGCAAUAAAUCUGCUGGGCCGUGAAUAGUAAAUUUUAUUCUAGUAAAACACUGCACACGAAUUAAAUAAAUAUAAAGUGCACUAAACUAUAAUCUUAAUUGUUAUUUUGAUAACAUAGACUAAGACUGAAAAUAAUAUUAUCUUUAGAAAAACGUUGUCCAUAAUUUUAUUUGUGCUUAUUUAUACACCUCAUGUUUGCUGUGAUACAAUAAUAAAUUGACGGGAUUUGCAAGUUUGUGUACAUACAUAAUUUCUUAUUUAAUUCAGGCGAUUCGCGUCCACAUUUAUAUUUCCCCGUAUUGAUCACUGUGUAGGAGGCAUAACCUUAACCUGGUUAAUUUACUUUAUGAGACAGAAAACUGAUGUUCAUGCUACCUGAAAUGACAUUAUUUUAGGCAAAAUUUAACCCAAAUAUAAUUUUUUGACAACUGAACAGGUUUCUUCGGUCAAUUAAAAUUUGUAUGUAAUGCAUUGUACGUAAAAGCAUGUAAAAGUUAUCGUUAACAUGUUGCCAAAUUGCUAACUAAAUUUAAGAAACUGUAAUGCUACUUAGAUAGGUUGUUGUAAAUAUACCCCUAAGCCAAAGCAAUGAAGUGACUAGUAUCUGAGAGUAUAUCUAUUGAUAGUGUAACUAUGAGUUUAUUAUAAGAAGCGCAAGCAAUGUGUCGCUUAACUUCAAACCUGGGUAAAUCCAAUCUGCUUUAAGGUUGAAUAUAUAAAAAACUAUUAUAUGAUCUGAAAGAUAAUCAACCUUACAGGAGAAUGGAUUUACCCAGUUUUGAAGUUAAGCGACACAAUUGUAAUAUGUACUACAUGUCACGGUACCAGAGGUGUAGGUUAUAUAAAUUAAAUAAAGCUUGUUUUAAAAA
Leguminivora glycinivorella is the source of this 3676-nucleotide messenger RNA. Its product is annotated as lachesin-like. The record is from RefSeq and is a predicted model, not a curated record. The coding region runs from base 257 to 1579 and encodes 440 amino acids. Gene Ontology annotation, cellular component: neuron projection. The transcript is spliced from 9 exons. Lineage: Eukaryota; Metazoa; Arthropoda; Insecta; Lepidoptera; Tortricidae.